GACGUGAAAGCAAUGAGAAUAAUAUUGGCACGGCAGUCGUGUGCGUCUGUAUCAUGGUCUGUAUGCAUUUCCAUGUGAAAGUUUAGGCAGAUAUGAGCGAAAUUUAAAUAAUUAUUUUUGUCCUGAGCCAAUGCCUGCUAUGACUAUGCCUUCAGUACUUUUGGCUGACUCAAUCGCUGUUGAGCUUGGCGCUAACCAGCCGUGGCCUGACGAUGCUAAAGUAUUUCAGUCUUUUGAAAAGUAUCAAGUACUUUUACCGGAAAGUGCGAGUUCGUUAGGCGUCCAAACAUUCCUUCGGAUGGCCGGCCUUGACCAUGAAGUGGAAAUGCGCCCCAACGUCGAGAGCAUUUCGCCGUCAGGUAAUGUGCCGGUGCUCAAAUGUGGGCCGUUUGUCAUUGCCGAAAUGGACCCCAUCGUCGCAUUUGUUAAUACAAAGGGCAUUCAGCUCACCCAGAACUUGUCUGUGCAACAGAAGGCUGACAUAAGGGCCUACAUGUCCUUAAUCAACACAGUGUUGGUGAAUGCUGAGCUUUACAUCUGUUGGGCCAAUGAUGAAACUUACUACGAGGUGACAAAACCACGGUAUGGUUCGGUGUACCCGUGGCCCCUCAACCACAUUCUGCCGUUCCGAAAGAGACGACAAAUUCUGGCCAAGCUCUCUGUUUCUGAGUGGAGCGAAAAGUCGUUGGAAGAGGUGUUUGAAGAAGUGCAGUCAUGUUGUGCUGCGCUGUCUGAACGCCUGGGCCAGAGCAAUUACUUCUUUGGUGACAAGCCAACUGAAUUGGAUGCUUUGACCUUUGGUCACCUGUUUUGCCUGAUGACGACUGAUCUUGUUGACGGUCGGCUGGGCCAGAUUGUCAGCGGAUUCAGCAACCUGGUUGACCUGUGUCAUCGAGUUGAAUCUCAGUACUUUGCAGAUUCCUAGCAUGCAUUUUAAUAGCACAACACUGUGAUCGGGUUUUCACUGCUGCUAAUGUCUUGAUCUUCAGUAGAAUUACUGAAGGAGGCUUUGUACACACAUUUCUGUUGUGCUGCACUCUUCCUCCUCUUCUGAAAAUUAAUGAGGUGGUGACGAGCAGUAUUUCAUGAUGUAACUCCUUGAUGUAACGCAUGAUGUAAUAAAUAAAAAGAUAAAUUGUUGAUG
Messenger RNA from Dermacentor silvarum, 1144 nucleotides. RefSeq names its product metaxin-2. The coding region runs from base 131 to 925 and encodes 264 amino acids. Gene Ontology annotation, biological process: mitochondrion organization. The record is from RefSeq and is a predicted model, not a curated record. The transcript is spliced from 9 exons. Lineage: Eukaryota; Metazoa; Arthropoda; Arachnida; Ixodida; Ixodidae. Gene Ontology annotation, cellular component: SAM complex.